Molecule: messenger RNA, 1023 nt
Organism: Aplosporella prunicola CBS 121167
Lineage: Eukaryota; Fungi; Ascomycota; Dothideomycetes; Botryosphaeriales; Aplosporellaceae
Exons: 3
Coding region: 1-1023 (340 amino acids)
Source: RefSeq, a predicted model, not a curated record
AUGGCUUUGGUGUGUCGUGUGGGUGAAGCCCUAGGCCUGCCUUUGGACUGUGACAACAACGAGUGGUUAUCCGACAUUUGGGAUGCGAACUGGUCCAUGGCGUUGCUUCUGUGCAUAGUUCUUUCGUACCACAGCAGAAAUCAUCUAUCGAGGAUCCUAGGAUGGAUUCUUUUCCUCUUACGACAGGCGCAUUAUCAGGUUCAGAUGUUGCUGGGCCGAAUGAUGCCAUGGCGCUACUCGACUCAGCUACAAGCUUUGCAGCUUGAGAUGAUCCUAAGGAAGCAUAUGCCUGGAGCUUACGUUGCCGAUCUUACGGACCAUAAAGAACUGCGAGGCCUUUUUCUCAGCCAGUCGCAGCCAGAAAAAGAACGUCGUCAACUCACCUUCCUAUCCCUUCCUAUCACAAUCAGACAGCGCAUCUACGAGCUCGUACUCACCGAUGAAAACAACUUCUGGUGGGAUGAUGACCAGAAAGUUCUACGUGCGAGUAUCAGCCCCUCUCUUCUCAGAAUUUCUCGGUCCGUCCGCCAACAGACCAUCUCGACACCUUUAAGCAACAACAAGGUGAUCAUUGAUGCAAAUCCUAAGGCGCAACACUUAAGUCGUUCUCCCGAUUGGUAUGUGCCAGCCUCUCCGAAUGGGCGCGAGCAGCUGCUCGAACUUCUCAUGACUUUGUCGAAUCCACAUGUCUCUACUCCGCUACGAAAGUCCGUCGACGCUGCAAGAAAUAAAGACGGCAAAUGGUUAGUGGAGAUUCGGGAACCUUACCUCAAAGUCUGGGGUUACGAUAUUGGGGUCAUGGUCCGCUACCUCAGAGAUAUCUUCCCUCUCCUCGUCAUCAACUACAUAAUUUUAAUUCCUGCGGAUCUACCUCAGCCCGUCUUCAAAGUUCAACAUCUCGGACGCCAGCUCUAUCAUGCUAUUUCGCAAGGCCUUCGGCAUCCGCGAUUCAAAGUCCACUUCGAGGGAAUCGACUUAUGGGAGACGGCGGCGCGAGACAGCAGCUAUCAAGGACUGGAGUGA